CUCAGGGAGGAGGAAGAAGAGGGUGGGAUCCUUCACAGAGAUGUAGUUGAGAAACUUCACUGACGCGCUUUUUGGCUUGAAAUGUGGAAACAACCUCGCUGACAAGAACAGCACAGAUGGAUACGAGAAUGUGAGAGGUGUUUAAAGCACAUUUUCGCUGUUUCUAUUAAACGGCGGAUGAAAGCCCGACACCAGCAGCUGUUCAGUCCGUCUCGUUCACAUGGGGUUUGUGUUUGGGAAGUCAGUCCGUGUCUCAUAUCGCAGGGAUGUCCGCGCAAGGCUUGCUAAACAGCGUCUUCUCGUGUUCCUCAUCUGGCUCUAAAACCCUCGCGAAGAGGAAACUGCAGCAGACGCGCAGUUUGGACUCUGGGCUGCUCAGAAACAGCGCGACGCUUGGAGACGCCAGCGGUCCUCGGUCAUCAUCCUGCUGGAUCUCGAGCUCCACGGAGAGCCGAAGCGCCUCGGAGAGCCUCGGUGCCGACCCCAGACUCAAACCGCGUCUCUCCACGUCGAGUCUGUCCACAUCUUCAGACGCUUCUUCGCUCUCCAGUCUUCACUUUGACUUCAGAAGCGGCAAACGCAACGCGUCCAGGGAUUUAUCUCUACACCUCUCUGCUUCAAGCAACAUCUUCUCACCGAGAAAGUGGCUUCAAAGAAAGCCGCCUCAGUCGGAUGCUGUUACGCACAAUAUCUGUAAAUCUGAGGGAGAUUUCACCUGUAAGAAAACAGCCGGUCAUAAUUUCCACAUGCAGUCGGUUUCCAUUCAGAGUCUGUCGGAGCUGGAGAGAGUCCGGCUGCAGGAAGUCGCUCUGGUCAGACUGAUGAAAGACUUUGAUUUGGGAUGCCAGAUCACCAUCCCCAAAGAUGGUCAGAAGCGGAAAAAGUCACUCAGGAGGAAGCUGGAUUCUUUAUCGAAGGAAAAGAGAGACAAAGAGACUGAUCCUCAGGCGUUCGGCGUGCCGCUCUCGCAGGUGAUCGUGAACGACCGGCGUCACAAGCAGCUCCAGGAGGAGCAGGAGGAGCAUCGGGGUCCAGUGGAUCGAGUCUCUUCACUCCUGCACCUGACGGGACGCAGAUCCACCAACAAGGAACUCUCCAGCAGUAACUCGUCCCUCAGCUCGUCCUCCGAGACGCCCAACGAGUGCACGACACCCGGUACACCGGAGACACCGCUGCGCUCACGCAGACGGGGCGGUAUGUCUGUGGACUGCAUCACUGAUCUGGACGACAGUCAGUCUCGUCUGCUGGAGGCUCUUCAGCUCUCCACGCCUGUGGAGUCACACAGCGAGAAGAAGAAGAAGAAGAAGACGAGCGACGCCAAGCUCAGCCUGAACCCCAUCUACAGACAGGUGCCACGCGUGCUGGAUAGCUGCUGCCAACACCUGCAGAAGUAUGGUCUGCAGACGGUGGGCAUUUUCCGGGUCGGGAGCUCCAAGAAAAGAGUUCGACAGCUGCGUGAAGCGUUCGAUCGGGGUGCUGAUGUUGUUCUGGACCAGCGGCACAGUGUUCAUGAUGUGGCAGCGCUGCUCAAAGAGUUUCUGAGAGACAUGCCUGAUCCUCUGCUGACCAGAGAACUGUACUCCGCGUUCAUCAGCUGUGCAUCUCUAAACAAGGAGGAUCAGCAAACAGUCAUACAGUUACUCAUCUGUCUGCUUCCUGCCUGCAACAGUGACACCCUCCAGUGUUUACUUCACUUCCUGUCAGACGUAGCCAAUCACGCAGAGGAUUCGCGGGACGCUGAUGGAAACGAGGUGAUAGGUAACAAGAUGACGUCUCUGAACCUGGCCACCAUAUUCGGCCCGAACCUGCUGCACAAGCAGAAGAGCUCAGAGAAGGAGUUCAGCGUGGAGAGCUCGGCGCGGAUGGAGGACAGCGCCGCCAUCAUCAGCGUGGUGCAGCACAUGAUCGACACGCACCAGUCCCUGUUCACGAUCUCAGCUGAGCUGCAGAACGAGCUUCUGCUGAGUUUGCUGGACACAGACAGUGAUGUGGUGCAUUAUCUGCUGAGGAGGAAAACACCACAGUGUGAAGAUGUGAAGAGCUCCAGUGGAGAAAUCUCUCCAUAUGACAACAACUCUCCGGUGCUCUCUGAGUGGUUUCCUCCAUCAGGACUGGAGCAUCAGAGUCCCACACACCUCCAGCACGCUCUCGAGAGCAACAACACUGUGAACUUCUGCCUCUCACCCUCACAAACCAGCGCCGGGGAAACCAUACAUGAUAAGGCUCGUAUCUGGAGAACACGACACGCUCUUCUGUCAGGUCUUCAUGACAAACUCCUCACAGGUUCGGAUGGACACCUGUAUAAACGCGCCUCUUCUGAUGUUUUCUACGAUGACGAUAAUGACAUGGAACCUGUGCAUGAGACACAAACGUCCCAUACGAAUGUCUUUGCUGAAGGUAAAGCGCACCUGCAGGUCACGAGUGCAGAUGGCAGUCCUCUGUGCUCCCCACGCCAUCAACUGCAUCCUAUUGCAUCAAGCUGCUGGACUGCAUUUCACCAGUCAGAGGAGGCGAUGGCACUUGCUGCCAAACCAGAUGACAGACUUCCUGCUGUGUCCUUGCAGCAGCAUGUCACUUCCUGUCAGGGUGCGGCGUCACAUAUGCCACCCAAGAGCUUCGGAGUGGAGCAGCAUUCAGACUGGCCCACAGAGAAGUGGCAAAUAUGGCAACUCCUGUCAUCAGAAAGCAUAGACACACUUCCAGAGACUAUGGUGUGAAACAUGCAGCUUAAAGGGACAGUUCACCCAAAAAUGAACUUAC
Messenger RNA from Carassius carassius (crucian carp), 2760 nucleotides. RefSeq names its product rho GTPase-activating protein 6-like. NCBI's taxonomy places the organism in Eukaryota, Metazoa, Chordata, Actinopteri, Cypriniformes, Cyprinidae. Gene Ontology annotation, biological process: signal transduction. Bases 267 to 2717 code for a protein of 816 amino acids. The record is from RefSeq and is a predicted model, not a curated record. The transcript has 13 exons.